AUGUCCCUACUUCCAUUCAGUCUCUUCAUCUACCUCUACACCACCGGCUCCCUCUUCUAUGACACCAUCCAUUACAUCCUCCACCAAGGGACCAACUCCCCAUGGCGUCUCCUCCGCUUCCUCUCCACCUGUCACCAAUACCACCACUUCCACUACAACCAAUCCUUGAACUUCAAUGACCGGUACCUCAAACGAAACAUCUUCAUCGCGUUACCCCUCGAACUCCUCUGCCAGAUGCUAGGCAGCGUUGUCGGUCGAAUCAUCGCGCAACCAUACCUCCAUCCCACCAACAUACCCAUCCUGAACCAAUGUCUGUCCUUGACCUUACUGAUUCAGAUCACACGAACCCUCCUCGUCAUGACCAUGAGCGGCCGAGACUCGAACCACAUCAUCACCUUCGACACUGUCCCCAAAGACACGAACUGGGUGUUCGUGGGGCCUCACUUCCACGCUCUGCAUCAUAUCCAUCCCGAUCGAUACAUGGGAUCGAUGAUUAAAUUGGUUGAUUGGGUUGCUGGAACGGCGUAUUCAUUCCGCCAUAAACGGGUAAUUUUGACCGGGGGGACAGGGGCGUUUGGUUCUGCGUUGGAGAAACAGCUUCUUUGUGAGGGAGUGAGGGGGAUCACAAAGCUGAGAUAUGGUCGUGACUGGACGCAUGGGGAUUUCACCCGUGUGGGAUGCAUUCUGCGCGAGGCGGAUAUUCUCAUUUUGGCGCAUGGGUCGAAAGACGUCGAUGCUAUGGCUGCCAACUGUCACUCAAGUAUCCAACUCAUCGAAACCUUUCUGGAAGAAAAGGAGAAAUACAAGACAAGGGGCAAGAAACCCACCCCAAUGCCCGAAAUCUGGUACAUCGGCAGCGAAAUCGAACUGCAUCCCGCAUGGGGCAUUCCCGAACUCCAACGGUAUUCAGCCUCCAAGCGCGCGUUUGUGCCAUAUGCGCGGGGGUUAUAUCAGAAUCCGAAGGUAUUAUAUCGACAUAUUGUCCCCGCGGCGUUUCAGUCGUCCAUGGGGAAGGCGAUCGUGUCGGCGGAUUGGGCGGCCAGCGUGACCAUGUGGUGGAUUCAUCGCGGGGCGUGGUAUGUGCCGGUGACGUAUACGGGAUUGGCGGUGGUGAAUUAUUUCAAGUUUCGGUUUGGGAGGGGCUGUUAGGAUAUGUUGUUGGUG
Aspergillus ibericus CBS 121593 is the source of this 1164-nucleotide messenger RNA. RefSeq lists its product as uncharacterized. NCBI's taxonomy places the organism in Eukaryota, Fungi, Ascomycota, Eurotiomycetes, Eurotiales, Aspergillaceae. The transcript has a single exon. The record is from RefSeq and is a predicted model, not a curated record. The coding region runs from base 1 to 1149 and encodes 382 amino acids.